AGACGUGUAACUUUUGCUAUGGUAUUUCAUUUGAAAUUUUUUGUAAUGUAAGAUGGAAAUUAUCACGAAUAAUAAUUCUGAUAAACAUGUUUCUCCGAAAGAAAUUUGGAAUGGUAGAAAAAGCGCUGAUCAGCUUUCCAUUGAUUAUGAAGCUACAGAAGUUUUCCACAACCUUUUGGAAGAAAAUUGGGAGACCCUGUGUGAUACCAAAACAGGAAAGAAAAAAGUUUGGGAUACCAUUGCAAAUGGGUUAGAGGAAGCUGGUUUUGCUGUUCGUGGUUCAGAAAAAGGCAAAACAUGCAAGAACAAAUGGGAGAAUCUACGUAAAGAAUAUAGGACAUUCCUUUUAAAAUACCAAACUGGGAGCGGUGCAUCAGCUACAAAGAAGAAGCCAAAAUUCUUCAAUGAAAUUGAGAAAAUUAUUGGUAGCAACAACCAUUCUUACAAGCCACCAUUUGUGAGUGAUUCCCUUGAAAAGACACAAAACCCAGCGAAGUUUCAAGUGAAAAAUAAUGAGCCAAAUGAUGAAAUAACAUGUAAUAACUAAAAUGGUGAAAAACAAGAUGUGAACCAGGCUUUGUGUGAAAAACUGGAAAAGUCAAAGAAAGAAGACAAAGAUGUUAGUGAUUCUCCCAUUUCAGAUACCGAAAUUUACAACGACAGCCUGGAUGAAAAAAGUUCGAAUGAUGGGAAACCCAAACAAAAAAAAAGAAAACCAAGCAAGGCUUCAAAAUCUGAAAAGGUUUUGGAAGUUUUUAAAGAUAUGAGAAAUUCAAGCAACAAACGUCAUCUCGAAGAGAGACAAGAACGUCAGAAAAUACACGAUGAGAGAAUGCAACAAAGUCAACAAAUGAUUGAUGUCAUGAAGAGUUUGAUCACAGUGGCUUCCAACCACAAAACAAAGAAAUCGACCAAAAACAAACAUUCUAAAAAGAAGGGAAAAUCAACAUCGUCUCGUGAUAAUCAUGAUGGCAAUAGAAAAAUGAGUACAUCCCGCUCAACUUCCAAAGAAUCUUCGUCGUCUAGUGAUGAAUCAAGCAGCUCAUACACAUCAUAGGGAGAAGAUAGUUUGACCAUACUCAGGAGAAAACUCUUUAUCUUUUGUUUGUCUUUAUCACAAUCGUCAGAACACGGAUGCCCCUCUUCAUGAAACUAUUGCAAAUCUCUUAAUGCUAAUCGCCAAAACUCUGAUUACCAAUUUAAUGAUAACUUGGCAAAUCUUCAUGACCUUAAUAAUUGUUCGUCUCUGUCUCGUUUUCGAUGAAACUCGGAUCUCUUUCUCUGAAGAAGUCAUGUACUGUUGUGUUAACUAAUUUAAAAUACAGGGAAUUUCAGGAUGGAAAA
Molecule: messenger RNA, 1344 nt
Organism: Daphnia pulex (common water flea)
Lineage: Eukaryota; Metazoa; Arthropoda; Branchiopoda; Diplostraca; Daphniidae
Exons: 5
Coding region: 53-547 (164 amino acids)
Source: RefSeq, a predicted model, not a curated record